GAGGGAGAAGGAAAGACGCGCGCGCGGGGAGAGAAAGUUUAAUCCUGCACUAACAGCUGUGUGGAGCUGUGGUGUGUGUGUGUGUGUAUGUGGGUGUGGGUGGGUUAUGUGUGUGUGAGAACUGGCUGAAGAUUGCAUGCAACUUUCUUUGCGUGGGAAGAAUUAAAACUUUUACUCAGUGUCCCGCCGGAUCGUCCUGCGCGCCGCGAGCUGGCCACAGCUGCUUGAAAUAGAAUCCAUACAGGAAUCAUGAGUAGUAAAACACUUCCAGCUCCUGUACCUCUUCACCCAUCCCUCCAACUGGCCAAUUAUUCCCUCCUGCAAACCUCCAACGGCUUCCACCUUCCCGCCGAUCAGAUGCCUGGCAUCUACAGCUUCAGUGCUCUUCACGCCGUCCACUUGCACCACUGGACGCUGGGAUAUCCUCCAUUUUUGCCCCGCUGCACAUUCUCUCGUUUCCCUCUUCCCUCCAUCCCGCUCCUCCCUCAACUCAUGCAUCCAGCCAAACAGGAAGCCAAGAGCAAGCCGCGAUUUGACUUCGCCAACUUGGCCGCUGCUGCCACUCAGGAAGAGCCGCUGAAGGCAGAGGAUCUGAGCAUGUCCGUCGGCGCCGGAGGGCACACCAACGUGCCCUCACUAGGCUGCCUACUCGACGUGGCCAAGCUGGCUUCACCCGAGAGGAAGCCGAGCAGAGGGCGGCUGCCUUCCAAAACCAAGAAGGAGUUUGUGUGCAAGUUCUGUGGCCGCCAUUUUACCAAGUCCUACAAUCUGCUAAUCCACGAGCGCACACACACGGACGAGAGGCCGUACACGUGCGACAUCUGCCACAAGGCCUUCAGGAGGCAAGAUCAUCUCCGAGACCACAGGUAUAUCCAUUCCAAAGAGAAGCCGUUUAAAUGCCAGGAGUGUGGAAAAGGUUUCUGUCAGUCCAGGACUCUGGCCGUCCACAAAACAUUACACAUGCAAGUCAAAGAGCUCAAACCCGCCAAGAUAAAGUGAGGUCACGCUGCAUUAGCCAAUGGGGACACUGGAAAGCCAAAGACCCAAGGACAGCAGCCAAUAGCAAUAGCAUUGUGACCAAAGAGUGAAAGGUGCAAGACUCCUCAAGAAAUAUGAUAUCAAAAUAUGGACCUACAGAGCCAAGUGCUCUCUCUCGCCCAACCCCCACCCCCUUCCCCCCCUUUUCUUUCUUUUUUUUCUCUUCCUGAACCUGCAACCACAUGCUGGUUCUGAAUAAGAAUCGGAUUUUAAUAAGUGAGGUCAAGCUGAAACAGCCCGUGGGAUCGCAGGAAAUCCAGAACCAAUCGAGAGAGCCAAAACCAAAACAUGAGCAAAGCAUGAGAGGUGCAAGACACGAAUGGAUACCAUAACAACAUGGGUGUAUUUGGGGAUCGCCGUGGAUUUAAAGUGAGAUCCUAAAAACACCUCAAAGACAAUCAAGUCCAUCAGGCAGCAUUGAGAGCCAGGUGCAAAAAAAAAAAACACUCUUCUUCCACAUUACCAAAGAAGCUAAAGGUGCCAUAGUCCAGCUGACACCGUACCAGGUUAUGGAUUUAUGGAUCUGAGUGUUUGACAGCAAUGCAGCUGGGUGGAGAGGCAGAAGUAGCCGGUGAGGAGGAUGUGGAAAAUCCAGCUGUGCAAACCAAACCAAAGAAACUCGAUCAAGAUAACCAAAGAAAAGAGAGAACGUCUAGAGCUAGAGUUAAAUUGAUAUGAUGCCCAAGUAUGGAUUAACGGAUUGCUGAAGUUUAUAAAACAAUGCAUAAUCGGACACGUUCGGAUCUAAGUAGCGUCAGACUUUGAAUCUUUGGGAUUUUGGUAAGCGAUGGAUGGAACGGAUCAAAUCCAGAGGUCAGACUUGAGUGUACAAAAACACGACCUGAGACUUAUUUUUUCUGUCCACGCUGAUGAAUUCAUCAGUUUAUUGUUAUCGAUGAGACUAUUUUCCAGAAGCCUACGAGGCUCUGCAAGACAAUCUUGAUAUCAGAAACACAAAAAGCCAUUAAGUCGACUAGCCAAAGCCACAUUCCAAUUUUGUAUUUUUUGUACAGAUUUACUUUUUGUAUAACUGUUAUUUGGCACUUUAAUCGGUUUAUGGAUUAUUUACAUAUAUCACUGGAUUCCUUAAACUUAUUUUAAAAAAAUAAAUAGUCAUUUU
Clarias gariepinus (North African catfish) is the source of this 2158-nucleotide messenger RNA. RefSeq names its product odd-skipped related transcription factor 1 (gene osr1). The transcript has 3 exons. Gene Ontology annotation, biological process: embryo development; regulation of transcription by RNA polymerase II; urogenital system development. Gene Ontology annotation, molecular function: DNA-binding transcription factor activity, RNA polymerase II-specific; RNA polymerase II transcription regulatory region sequence-specific DNA binding. The record is from RefSeq and is a predicted model, not a curated record. Bases 250 to 999 code for a protein of 249 amino acids. NCBI's taxonomy places the organism in Eukaryota, Metazoa, Chordata, Actinopteri, Siluriformes, Clariidae. Gene Ontology annotation, cellular component: nucleus.